AUGAACAGCGGACAGACUUCGUCGCUUCCCCCCUUGCCACCUAGCCACGCAUACUCCUCUUCGUCCUCAUCCCCACGGCUAGGCUCGCAUUCCUCCUAUACGUCUGUUGCCUCCUCCAACGGACCCCGAACGCCCCCUUCUCUUCCCGACAACGCAAUCACUGGACCGGCCACCGCCAUCUCAAAGUACGACGCCAUGAACAGCGGCCCACCGCACAGUGAGAUGUAUUACCCACAGCACAUGUCCGGGGCACAGCAACAGCAGCCACCAGUCUCCUCGGGGCCCAUCAGUCACUACUCCAACCAGCCUCCGAUCAUGCAGCAUGGCCAGCCGUACUCCAAUGGCGGCCCGGCGCCGUACUCUUAUGCGUACGGCAACGGCAUGACCUCGCCAUCUGGCGGCCACAUGCCCGGCGGCCUGCCGAACCAGAACGUUCUGCCUCUGCCAGGUCAGGGUGGCGUGCCGCCCGGCUAUGCUUUUGAUUCGACAGGCCAGAACCCCCCUCCAGGCAUGAAGCCCCGUGUCACGGCGACACUCUGGGAAGAUGAAGGCAGCCUGUGCUUUCAAGUCGAGGCUCGUGGUAUCUGCGUCGCGCGUCGUGAAGUAGACAAUCACAUGAUUAACGGAACCAAGCUGUUGAACGUGGCUGGCAUGACACGCGGGCGACGUGACGGUAUUUUAAAGAGCGAGAAGGUUCGCCACGUUGUCAAAAUCGGCCCAAUGCACCUCAAAGGUGUCUGGAUUCCCUAUGAGCGCGCCCUUGACUUCGCCAACAAGGAGAAGAUCACCGAGCUCCUGUAUCCGUUGUUCGUGCACAACAUCGGCGCACUGCUCUACCACCCGACAAACCAGAGCCGCACAACGCAAGUCAUGGCCGCUGCUGAGCGUAGAAAGCAAGAGCAGGGCCAAGCGUUGCGUUCACCCACUGGCCAGGGCAAUUCCGGCUCGCUGCCUUCGAUACAGCCGCCGCAUUCCAUGGGCAUGCCAGGGUCGCAGCCCCCGCUCCCCUCCAGCAACAUGGGCCGACCUUCUCUCGACCGCUCCAACACAUUCCCAACACCCCCUGCGAGCACCUCUAGCGUCAUGCCCAACAUGGGCAACUCGGAUAGCUUUGGGUGGCAAGGGCAGGGUAUGAACGGGUCUCAAGCUACCACCCCGCCCGGCUCGAUGCCUUCCUACCACUCUAGCGGCCAAGGCUACGACAACUCGCGCUCUCUCUAUAACACGGCUCCCAACCAGCAGUCGCCGUACGCGCCGUCGACCAAUGGCUCACAAGAUCGCCUGUACAGCCAUGCGCACGCCUACCCGAAGCAUGAGAUGGGUCCCCCGGCGAGCAGGCCAUCUGGCUCGGGCCCCAUGGGUGAGGGCGACUCCAAAGCCGGCAUCCUGCCCUCGGAGAACGCACCGCAGCCGCACGGCGAGGAGGAAGGCGAGCACGAGCACGAUGCCGAGUACACGCACGACAGCAGCGCGUAUGAUCACAACAGGCCCUCGUACAGCUACACCGCCCCUGGCGUAGGCGCCUUGACUAGCGACAACAACAAUGUCGACCCCAACAUGACGGGCUCACCUAACCACCACCCUGGAUCUGGCCGGGCCACCCCCCGCACGGCAGCGCAGCCUCAGCCCUACUACUCCCACACGUCGGGCUACGGCAGCUCCCCGCGUGUGCAACAACACCCAUCCCACUUCUACAACGGAGUGAACGGUGACCGUCCGGCCACAAAUGGCAGCACGGGCGGCGAUGUCUAUGCGCCUCCCGCUGAGAUGUCCAACUCUAUGCCCAAUGGCGGCUACGCGCCCCAGCCACCCAUGAGCAACGCUCCUGUUGGCGGUGUCAAGCGCGGCCGCGAAGACGAGGAGCUUCCCCGCCAGAUGGGCGAGCUCCCUGGCAUGGACCUCAAGCGUCGGAAAACAAUGGAGUCGAAUCUCCCGGCUCCCCCCUUCGACUCGAUGGGACCACGGCCUGCGUCGUCAGUUCCCAGCGACCCACGACCGCGGUAGGUGCAUCACCUCCGCAUCUGCCGCCCAUUGCCCGCAGACGGCAGUGAAGAGUCGAUUCGGAACCGUUGACGCGCCACGACCACCGGUGCUCCCAUGCUCCCAAGCAUGACAUGCAUGCCUUGCUCGUCAUGGGACGUACACGGUUUAUGAGAUAAACGCUUCCACAAGAGGAUAUAAUUCCGGACGAAGCGCCGCCCCCGCGCAAUUUGCACGCGAUCAUCGUUAUUUGCCUUCAUCGACAUACCGGGCCGUUUCAUGCGGGAAACCAUCCUUGCUCCCUUGUAACGACCACCAAGGGGCUUGCGAUAUCCCCGACGGCCUCAUCGAACGAUUGCUAUUUCCUUGCUACAUGUUUCUUGCUCAUUUUU
This is a messenger RNA of Emericellopsis atlantica, 2372 nucleotides long. RefSeq names its product KilA-N domain-containing protein. NCBI's taxonomy places the organism in Eukaryota, Fungi, Ascomycota, Sordariomycetes, Hypocreales, Bionectriaceae. The record is from RefSeq and is a predicted model, not a curated record. The coding region runs from base 1 to 2004 and encodes 667 amino acids. Gene Ontology annotation, molecular function: DNA-binding transcription factor activity; sequence-specific DNA binding. The transcript is spliced from 4 exons. Gene Ontology annotation, biological process: positive regulation of transcription by RNA polymerase II. Gene Ontology annotation, cellular component: nucleus.